Trachymyrmex cornetzi is the source of this 2630-nucleotide messenger RNA. RefSeq names its product phosphatidylinositol glycan anchor biosynthesis class A (gene PIG-A). NCBI's taxonomy places the organism in Eukaryota, Metazoa, Arthropoda, Insecta, Hymenoptera, Formicidae. The transcript is spliced from 7 exons. The record is from RefSeq and is a predicted model, not a curated record. Gene Ontology annotation, cellular component: glycosylphosphatidylinositol-N-acetylglucosaminyltransferase (GPI-GnT) complex. The coding region runs from base 345 to 1718 and encodes 457 amino acids. Gene Ontology annotation, biological process: GPI anchor biosynthetic process. Gene Ontology annotation, molecular function: phosphatidylinositol N-acetylglucosaminyltransferase activity.
UAGUGUUGUGCAGGUCAUGUCCUUAUCGCAACUCUUCUCCUAUGGUGGGUUGAAUUGAAUCCCGCGCGAAGCAAAUUCGGAUCUUUUUUCUCUUGUUGAGGUUAGAAUGCUCUCAUGGAUAUGCAUUAGUUACUCGCUAUUGUCUAUUGUCCAUCAAUUAUCAACGCGGAUAGGCUGAUUAGAAAUGCAUAAACAUGAUUCAAGGAAAAUUGAUGUGCGCCACGAUGAGAUAAUAACAGAAUCAUCAAGCGAAGACGGCGUGAUGGGCGGAUGCACUCGGCGAUGAUACGGCAAAUUUGCAAUCGCAUUAAAUCUAACAGUGUGAAUCAUGCACGGGUGUGAAGAUGAGCGGUGCAAAACACAAAAUUUGCAUGGUCUCGGAUUUCUUUUAUCCAAACAUGGGCGGCGUAGAAGAGCAUAUCUUCAAUCUUUCUCAAUGUCUUCUGGAGCACGGGCACAAGGUGGUAAUACUCACCCAUUCCUAUGAAGAUAGAGUAGGAAUAAGAUAUAUGACAAACGGUCUGAAAGUAUAUUAUAUCCCUGUCAAGGUUUUCUAUAACCAAUGUGUUCUUCCAACGAUGGUAUGCUCUCUUCCACUCAUUAGGUAUAUCUUCUUAAGAGAGGAGAUACAGAUAAUACACGGCCAUUCUGCAUUCUCUGCUUUAGCCCACGAGGGGAUGUUGAUCGGUAGAUUAAUGGGACUAAAAACUGUUUUCACGGAUCAUUCUCUUUUUGGUUUUGCGGACGCGUCCGCUAUUCUGACAAAUAAAUUUCUCGAAAUAUCGCUAGUUGAUUGCGAUCAUUGCAUAUGUGUGUCUCAUACUGGAAAGGAAAAUACAGUAUUACGAGCCAAAGUGCAAAAGGAGAAAGUAUCAGUUAUUCCAAAUGCAGUUGAUACUACAUUAUUUACACCUGAUAUCAGUAAACGGAACAACGAUUUUAUUACCAUAGUAAUAAUAUCGCGAUUAGUGUAUAGGAAGGGCGUUGACCUUCUAGCCCAUAUAAUACCCGAGAUCUGUUUACGUCAUAAAAAUGUACAAUUCUUAAUUGGCGGAGACGGUCCGAAAAGAUGGCUGAUAGAAGAGGUGCGGGAAAGAAAUCUGUUGCAACAUAGAGUAACUUUAUUAGGCAGUCUGGAACACUCUCAAGUCAGACAUGUUCUGAAUAAGGGUCAUAUUUUCCUAAAUACGAGCUUGACAGAGGCUUACUGUAUGGCUAUUGUAGAAGCAGCCUCUUGUGGUCUGCAAGUAGUGUCAACGAAAGUUGGAGGUAUUCCGGAAGUUUUGCCGCCGGAUCUGAUUUACCUCGUGGAACCUACUGUACCUGCAUUAAUUGAAGGAUUGGAGAUGGCUAUAAUGGACUACAAAAAGGGCAAUAUCGGAUACCCUUUCGAGACACAUAGAAGAAUAGGUUUAUAUUAUAAUUGGUUCAACAUUACCAAACGUACGGAAAUAGUAUAUAAUUUAGUAAAACGUGAAGCAAACAGAAAUCUAGGACAACGAUUAGCUAGUCAAAUACAAAGCGGUGUAUUGGCCUACUUGCUUGUAGUGUCAUUGUGCUAUAUAAUACUACAAAUUCUGGAAUUUCUCGUCCCAAGAAAGCGUAUAGAAGAAGUCUAUGUCGACGAUAACGAGAUCCACAUAUGCAGUAAUCAGUGCUACCAGGAUUUCAUCCAGGAUAUCAAUGCUGAUAUCUGGUGCGAUAUCUUGAGGAAGUAGUAAUACACAUUAUGAACAUUACCUUUAAUCGCUAUUGUGUUGUUUCUAUAUGAAACCGAAAGUUUCUAAUGAAGAAUACUGUGCUGAGUCAAAAGUCACUAGUUUUAUUUCAUAUAAUUAUCCUCAUAAUAUCAGGAAAAUAACGCUCUGAAUCGCUUUUUUCCUCAUCCAUCAUUCCAGAAUAUAAUACAAGUAACCAUUCUGUUAUUGCAUUUCCUUCACGUAUAUGAUAAUUAUAUGUUCUGCUUAAAGUAUCAUUACUGCAAUACUAUGACGGCGAAGAAGUAUUAAAGAGUGAGGGAAGAUUCUUCGUGCUUGAAAUGCACCUUAAAUCAUUUGCAAAAUGUAUUACGAGUAAUAUAAAGUAAAUCUCUUUUCUCGACGUGUGUCUGCGAUGAAGCGAAAAUCCAUAGGAUUCAAUAAGGACAAAUACUGACGCACCGUAUAUUCAGUACUUGACGUAGAAGUGAUGAUUUUCGCGAUCUCAAACACGUUCUAUAAUGUUGCUUUCUUUGUCAUUGAACACCUUUACAUACACAUAUUGCUAUUGACUGCCAUAUAUCCGCAUGAACAAUUAUCGGUCGGCAUACUUUUUUCUCCUUUUUUUUCUUGUGUAUUUUAAGUGACGAUGGCGAGAUGAAAUGUUAUAAAAGUUUCCAACCUUAGUUGUGUACAUAGGAAAAAGUAAGUCCAUCUUCUUUCAUGCGAAAUAUUCUUUGAGUAAUAUGUACAAUGGAGUUUUUGUGUGUAAUGUAAGAAAAUAACGCCACGCUCAGCCGGUUCUAAAUAAAGAUCACUAUUGACGAUCAACUUUGAAGGGAUGAGCUUCUUUCUUCGUGUGUUGGAUUGUAAAAAGUCUUCAUAUGCUUUAAGAGGUACCCGCAUUGGGUUCCUCAGCACCGGUUUGGCAUG